Messenger RNA from Ornithodoros turicata, 5919 nucleotides. RefSeq lists its product as uncharacterized. Gene Ontology annotation, molecular function: transmembrane signaling receptor activity; extracellular ligand-gated monoatomic ion channel activity; serine-type endopeptidase activity. The transcript has 18 exons. Bases 873 to 3143 code for a protein of 756 amino acids. Lineage: Eukaryota; Metazoa; Arthropoda; Arachnida; Ixodida; Argasidae. Gene Ontology annotation, biological process: monoatomic ion transmembrane transport; proteolysis. The record is from RefSeq and is a predicted model, not a curated record. Gene Ontology annotation, cellular component: membrane.
ACAGUGGCGCCACUGCUCGAUCGUACGGCGGAGCAGUGCAAAAGGUCCCAAUUUCUAUUUGGCUGACGCCGACGGGGUUUGGCUGGUUUUCUUUUUUUUCUUGUGCGCAGCUGACCAAUAACUUCGGAGGAGCGCUCGCUCUGACUGCGCCUGGAUUUUGCGGACGAAUGCACCACCGCACUUCUUACCUUAUUUAUGUUGCCAUCAAAAUUUUCGCAAGAAAUUGUCGGCGAGCAAAGUGGAUCACGUCGAAAAGUCGUGGUGGUGGAGUUUUGAAUAUGCCCGGUGCCCGCAAGGCUUUAUGGGCGAGUGCUGUGUGAUCGACGCUUGCAACUUGUUCGGUGCUGUGGCUCUGUGAGUGGUGUAUGUGUACGCCGAUGCCCGCAUGGAUUUGCGCCUAUGUACGGUGCCAAUAAGUACGGCGGUCUCAGGGGCAUAACUGCAAGGUCGGAGUCUGGGACCGUGCACCGGUGCAUCUUCGAGGUAUUUUGUUGCGCAAAAGGAAAGAAGUUGUGCGGUCUUCGCUGCGACGCGCUCAAAGGAUUCUUGUAACAGGCGCUGCUUUCUAGGAACAGGCAGCGUUGGCCCUCAGGCUGGUGGAAGAGGCUACAAGUACCGCAGCGAGGGAAGUGGGUUGCCUGACGGCGUCCGAAGAUGGGGCAUGCUCCCAGGCCGGCGGCUGUUCUUGCGAAGCCUCUUCUUUGACGCUUGGAUGCCGUGGCUCAGCCGCCAGGAGGUCGGAGCUGCCCCCAAUGGAUAGCCGCUAAAGCCGCUUCUCUCGACACGUAACAUGGCAUUAACAAUACGAUGACAAUGAUAAUGUUGCUGUCGCCAUUGCGGAGCUUACGGUGACAUCACAACAGGAGUUGAAGAUGUGGUACAGCACGCUACUCCUGGGCCUCUAUGUGUCACUCCUCAAACAACUGGCCGAAGCACACGAAUCGCACAUGAUAAGAUUCCACAAUUACACCGACAAGCAAAUUUUAGACUACUUAUUAGACCCUGUUCGUUACGACUUCAGACAUAGGCCUGAAGAGCAAACACAAGUGAACGUCAGCGUACUAUUAUUAACGUUAUCGUCGCCCGACGAAUCUAGCUUGAAAUACGAGAUUGAAUUCCUGCUGCAUCAGCGCUGGGAGGACGGGCGUCUUCGGUUCAUGGACGACGACAGCCGGAAGGGCCAUCUCAACGGCCUCUUACACCAGGACAAAGUUUGGAAGCCCGAUAUCUACUUCCUCAAGCACGGGGAAUUCAAGACACCCCUCACGCCCAUACACAUGAGCCUACGCCUUUAUCCCAAUGGCACGGUCGUCUACACUCUUAGGAGGCAUAUGACGCUCGUGUGUCAGGGAAACCUGAAGAUCUUCCCCUUCGACAAUCCCAAAUGCCCUUUUGCUGUUGAGAGCAUGUCACAUGAGGAAUCUCAACUGAAGAUCGACUGGUCACCGACGGAGCCGUCCAUAAACACGGCGACCUCCAUGCGCAGCCAUAACGCUUACCUUGCCAAAAAUGAAACCGGCUACUGCGACAAGAGGCAUACGUGGAGAGGUAACUACAGCUGCCUCCGUGUGCUCUUGGUGUUUACGCGAGAUAAAACCUUCUACAUCAGCACAGUGUUUGUUCCGGGCAUUGUGCUAGUAACGAGCUCCUUCAUCAGUUUCUGGCUGGAUAUUAAUGCUGUUCCGGCCCGUGUGAUGAUUGGUGUCACAACCAUGCUCAACUUUUGCACCACGACUAACAGUUUCCGUUCUACGCUGCCCGUGGUGUCCGGGCUGACAGCAAUGAACCUGUGGGACGGCGUGUGCAUGUUUUUCAUUUAUGCCUCAAUGUUGGAGUUCAUCAUCGUCAAUUACCUGUACCGCAACCUGGGAAGAGGAGGAGCUCAGCGGCAGCCGCCGGGCUCAAGACCCUCCUCUGCCGGGGGCACCGCCGAGCCCCGCAUCCCGCUUCUUUCCAGGCAGCACCGGGCCCAGGACUUCGAGAUGAUUCGAAAGAGAGGAAGGAUGCAAGCGUUGAUGCGUCGGGAUGGAGGUCAUCAUGAAGGUCACACAAGAGGAAUGAGUGCACGUGUUGCUGCCGGGAAGACACCGUUGCCGAAACCAUGGACCAUGCCUGGGUUUUCGGUACCGCUACUGAUGGCGCUGGUGCUGCUUGUGCGGUUGACUGGUGUGACGGCGCAAAACAUGGGCUGUGGAUACAAUCCGGCCUCCAAAGAUGGAGUUUCCUUCAAAAUUAUCGGUGGAGUAACAGCUAUCAAAGGAGAAUUCCCAUGGCAGAUGUCCAUACGACAAAAGAAGGCCGGAGGACUGGGCACCAAGCACUUUUGCGGCGGAGCACUUCUCAACGACCGCUGGGUUGUCACAGCAGCGCACUGCAUCGUAGACCAGAAGGGGACACGACUCGUGGCUUCCCAGUUAUACGUGAGGGCCGGAGAGCACGACGAGCACGUUGCUGAAGGCACAGAGAUUCAAGUGCGUGUGACGCACGUGUACGUGCACCCACAGUACACCCACCUCCACCGAGAUGUCGCCCUCCUUCGCUUGGCCAAGAGGCUGAAACUGUCCCGCUUCGUGCAGCCAGUUUGUCUCCCAGAUGCGAACGUCAAACUGCAUGUGGGUCUCAACUGUACCGUAUCUGGAUGGGGUAACACAAGAACCCAAGGUACAACGUCGUACAUAUUGAAUAAGCUUCCUGUACCUCUGCGUCCUCUACAAGACUGCGAACGGGUGUACGGGCCAAUCUUCAACACGCCCAUUCACCAGUGGCACCUCUGCGGUGGAAGACCCGAAGGAAACAAAGGCGUCUGCUACGGUGAUUCUGGCGGUCCUUACCAGUGCGAGAUGGAGAAUGGGCGCUGGUACGUCAUGGGCCUCGCUUCAUUCGGCUCCGGCUGUGCUAAGGGCAACUACCCGGAUGUCUACACACGUGUGCCGUACUUCGUCGACUGGAUCCGAUCCACCAUACAGAACCACAGAUCUACAAAUAGCCGCCGCAGGUCGCCCAUCUUACAGGACACCAUACCCACUAUGCAGCCGCCGCUCCAGCCAAUAUGGCAGCCCGGGAAUUGGAUUUCGUUCCUACCUUUCUUCCCUAGUAGACACCAAUCCCUGGUUAUCGUUUCUCCUGCUGUCAAGCGGAAAUAGCUCAAACCGUAAUGACGAAUUCAACGUGCACAAAAUUUAGUUGUCUGAUUUAUAACACAAAAUUCGCUAUAAAACCGCUAUGACCUACAGUGGUGGGGUCGUGGAUCUUGAUGCGCAAUAUUCACGUAAGGUAGGAUGCCAGCAUCUACUAGGUUACAAGGUCUCAGCGUUGAAAACCACUCUGCAUGAAAACGAGGGGAAGGCAUCAUAUAGUCUCUUAUACCAUGUUUCACCAACGCGUUCUAGGACGAGGAAUACCUUCUCUCCCUUCUUUGUUACGUAGGCACGUACAGCAGGGCUACUGUCUGCUACAGCCAGGCGCCGCAGACGUUUUGAAGCACAGUGGCGCUCUGCCACGUACUGGUUCAUGCCAGAGCUGCGACAUACUGGUUCAUAGAAACAUCGUGCAUAUGCCUUGGGCUUAUGUCAUUGCAAACGUCAACAUUGCAAACGCCCAUAAAAAUGGCGACCCCCAUGACGACGGCUAAGCUGUUUGUGAACAAUGCGAGUCACGUUUGUGUGCGCCAUUUUGUAAUGUAUUGAGACCUCAGUAAUUAGUUUUAUUCAAUAUUAUUGCAGCAAAACAGAUAAAUCCGCAACUAUUGCCUCGUACCACUGACCUCAACCAAUGAUGCGAAACAGACUUCGGAAGGAUAGAGUUACAUGUCGAAUAAUUUGCACCAACGAAAUAUGCUCAUCCAGUCGUUUUGCGCUGGAAGCGAACUGUCGGCAAGCGACAAAACUGAUUAUAAACAAUUCAUUCUUGACUGUCGCAGUUAACAUCCACGGACUAAACGAAUGAAACGAAAUUUGCUGACGAGGUGGUGUCCAGUUGUUCGAUUUGUCCUUGUCCUUGCUCUGAAAGACAAGGACGAAUGAUAGCCAACAGGUUAAUGAACAACAUCACGUGAAGUCAAACAGGGAAUUUUGCCACAAAAGCGACGGCUCGAGGUUGGUUACAAAAAUAGCGAGUGCGGGGCAUCCCUGUGAUUUCAAAGACGAAGCUUGUGGCUUCCAGUGGUUGUCCAUGCAGCUGGUGGUGGAUCGUUCCCAGGGAUACUGCCGCUGAAGGCAACGGCUGUGAUUGGCCGGGCUUUCCUGUACACAGCAUAUCCCACCACCACAACCACGAUUAUUAGCGUCCUCGAUAAACUUGCAUCGGAACUGCCCCAAAACCACCGCGGUGCGUGGCGCUCUACACUGGCGGUGCCCUGGGCGGAGGCAUUAUCGAAUAUGAAACUGCACCGCACUGAUGGAUCUGGUGGAUACUAGCGUGCGCCGCCUUGCGAUCUGUACUACUUGUGGCUCGUAGGUUGCGCAACACGUAGCGAGCGGCACCGAACGACCUGACGAUGGUUGUCUGCUGCUGCUUGCCCGGCUAGACCUGUGUUCCCGGCCGUGUUCCCGGCAAUCGCGAUGCUUCUUGGGAUUGCGCUCUGGCGCUCGGUCGGUUUUCUCGUUGUGGGUCCGGGGCAACUCAGUGCUGCACUGAACGGAUGCACUCUUUUAAUCGAGGACGUUAAGUGCGCACCAGUGCAGUUUGUCGAGGACGGCAAGCCGCACCAGUUCGCACCGGGGCGCAGCGGUACAGUUUACGGAGGACGCUAUAUGCCUCCUUCGGACUAGAUGGCGUUGAGUGAAUCCAGGAAAGUGACCGUGAUAAAACGCUGACAGGGGUGUCGUCACUAUAACAAGCCAUUGCUACUUAUGUCAGUCGCCAACGGCUGCAGUGCAGAAUAACAGUAAGCAUGCAGCGUAGUCUGCGCAGCAGCAGCAGCAGCUCUUCUGAGGGGGUCGCGCUCAGACCUUGUAAUCUAAGUGGCGUUGAUGACGCUUAGGGCCCUAUUCUUAAACGAUCCUCGACUCGACCCUCCUCUCGGUGUGCUUCUCGACACCGGCUUUGUGCUUCAGAAAUCGAUCUUGACUCGAAACGUCCCCCGAACGGAAAGAAUCCUUUACGCUUCCGUGGAGUCCUACACGGUAGCGCCGGGAUUCCCUCGACGUCCAUUGGCCCCUCAAGUGGAAGUGCUUCCUUUUCUAUUAUUAUUAUUAUUAUUAUUAUUCCAUGUUAGCGCCGUAAAGGACGUAGCUGUGGCUAUGAGCGGACGUGGACAGAUGGAGAGAGGGCAGCAGGAAGGAGUGAGUGGACAGGGAGGAAAAGAGCGUUUCUUUUCAGCGCUCACUGGCGUCGAGGUCGGGUGUCGACUCGGAAUAUCGCUUAAGAACACGGCCGUCAGACACCUCCACAUGGACCAGAAGGUAUUCCAACUUCAACGAGCAAUCCCAGAGCAAUGCUUGCAAAAAAAAAACAAAAAAAAAACGGAGUGGUCAGGACAAAUUAAUUCGAAUUAAUGCGACAAUCUCUCCCAGGCACUGCAGUAAGCACUAAAAAUGCUCCCAUUUGCUGGGAAUGCAGCCUUCUUCGUCUUCUGCUAGCGUCACCGCGCAUCCGUAUCCGCUGGUUAACACGGAGUGUUCUAUACAGCUGAAAAAAAAAAAUCGUUGGCCACGUGAAUGUGAAUAAGGACCAUCAGGAGCUCCUGUUCGGGGCUAAACACAAACAAGACUCUUCAGAGUGCUCUUUCGUUGCAUGUCCGUCGCUUUUUAGGCAGGCUGUCUUUCUGCGCAAGCUGUGAUUCAUAUAAGAGUGAGAAAAGAAUGUCUUUCACUGAAAGCAGAAAAAAAUAACCUAUGCGUUCUGUUUUCUUUGGUUCCUCUACAACCAUGUCGAUAUGCUUUUUUGACCAAUUAAAUAUUGCUUUUGUUGUGCUGACGA